Lycium barbarum (goji berry) is the source of this 1845-nucleotide messenger RNA. RefSeq names its product protein NRT1/ PTR FAMILY 4.5-like. Gene Ontology annotation, biological process: transmembrane transport. Gene Ontology annotation, cellular component: membrane. Gene Ontology annotation, molecular function: transmembrane transporter activity. The transcript has 7 exons. The coding region runs from base 1 to 1845 and encodes 614 amino acids. The record is from RefSeq and is a predicted model, not a curated record. Lineage: Eukaryota; Viridiplantae; Streptophyta; Magnoliopsida; Solanales; Solanaceae.
AUGGGUUCAGAUAUAUACUAUAUGUCAUUUUAUAUUGCCAAUGAAAAGAGUCAGCUUCUUGAAGGAAAGGUUGAUUGGAGAGGAAGAAUAGCUACUAAGGAUAAACAUGGAGGACAAGGUCCUUCCUCACUCAUUUUAGGUACAUUUGCUUGUGAGAACCUGGCAUCAUUUGUGAUAGGAGUAACCUUGGUGACUUAUUUCAAUGGAGUGAUGCAUUAUGAUGUAGCUGAUGCAGCAACUCAAGUUACAAAUUAUUCAGGAACCAGUUAUAUUCUAACUGUCCUUGUGGCCAUCCUAGCAGACACUUAUAUUGGCAGAUUCAAAGCUGUUCUUAUUUCAUGUUGGAUUGAGUUCUUGGGACUAGGACUGCUAGCAUUUCAAGCACACUUUCCCAAAUACAAGCCACCACUUUGCAACAUUCUUGAUCCAACUUCAACAUGUGAGAAAGUUGAUGGAAAAAAUGCAGCUUUUCUCUUUAUUGCUCUCUAUUUAGUAGCACUUGGCUCAGCCGGAGUUAAAGCAGCAUUGCCUUCACAUGGUGCUGAUCAAUUUGAUGAAAAUGAUAAGAAAGAAGCAAUUCAAAUGUCAAGUUUCUUCAAUUGGUUAUUAUUAGCAAUAUGCAUUGGUGGUUCAAUUAGUACAACAUUUAUUGUGUGGAUUCAAGAACAUAAAGGAUGGGAUUGGGGAUUUUUUGUGAGCACAUUGGCUAUGUUGUUUGGUGCAAUAAUACUUUGUGUUGGAUUACCAUGGUAUAGGAUAUUUGUUAUUAAGGGAAGCAGUGCCAUCACAGAGAUUUUCCAGGUGUAUGUUGCAGCCAUAAGAAACAGAAACCUUCAACUUCCUGAGGACUCUGCCGAUCUCUAUGAGAUCGACGAAGACAAGGAAGCUGCAAUUCCAGCAGAAUUUCUAGUUCACACUGAUACAUACAAGUUCUUGGACAAAGCAGCUAUUAUUCAGACAUCACAACAACAACAAUCUUCAAAACCAAUUGAUCAAUGGAGGCUUUGCAGAGUCACACAAGUAGAAAAUGCAAAAAUCCUACUAAGCAUGAUACCAGUCUUUUGUUGUACAAUUAUUAUGACACUUUGCCUAGCUCAACUUCAGACAUUUUCAAUCCAACAAGGCUUCACCAUGGACACAAGGAUCACAAAUUACUUUCACAUACCACCUGCAUCACUACCAAUCAUCCCCAUUGUGUUCUUGAUCAUCCUCAUCCCCGUCUACGAUCAAAUCGUCGUUCCAAUCUUGCGCAAGUUUACAGGCAUUCCUACAGGCAUAACGUACUUACAACGAGUCGGAAUUGGUUUAGUCCUCUCCGCUUUAUCUAUGACAGUAGCAUCCAUCUUAGAAGUCAAGCGCAAACAGGUAGCGCGAGACAACAACAUGCUCGACGCAAUCCCGGUCUUGCAGCCAUUGCCUAUUAGUGUGUUCUGGCUUUCAAUUCAAUUCUUCAUCUUUGGAAUUGCAGACAUGUUCACUUAUGUGGGACUUCUUGAAUUCUUUUACUCACAAGCACCAAAGGAAUUGAAAUCAGUGUCAUCUUGUUUCCUUUGGACUUCAAUGUCAAUAGGGUACUUCUUGAGUUCAAUUAUUGUCAAGGUUGUGAACAAGGCAACUAAAAAAGUUACAAAUAGUGGAGGUUGGCUGGCUGGGAAUAAUUUUAAUAGGAAUCAUUUGAAUCUAUUCUACUUGUUGUUGGCUGUGUUAUGCGUGUUGAAUUUUGGAAUUUAUUUGAUUGUUGCUAGUAAGUAUAAGUACAGGGUACAGAAAAGUGCUAGUGAUCAAGAUGAUAGUAGAGUACAUGCUUUAAAGGAUCAGAUGGAGGAGUCACAAAUGGAAAAUUGA